Messenger RNA from Penicillium maclennaniae, 1191 nucleotides. RefSeq lists its product as uncharacterized. The record is from RefSeq and is a predicted model, not a curated record. NCBI's taxonomy places the organism in Eukaryota, Fungi, Ascomycota, Eurotiomycetes, Eurotiales, Aspergillaceae. The transcript has a single exon. Bases 1 to 1191 code for a protein of 396 amino acids.
AUGUCCCAACGCCGUGAAGUCCGAUCGGAUGAGUCCGCCUCCGCGUGCUCAGACGCGUCAUCCAUCGUUCGGAAUGCUCAAGUCGCCCGACAGUCCCUUGCCGCAGACCUCGAGCAAAUGUCAGAGUAUGCAGUCCUCAAUCGAUCCCUCUCCCUCCACGCAACGAUUUCUACAUCCUCCUCUUUUGCUCGACGGUUUCAACAUGCCCGCAGUCGUCCUGAGCUGCAAGAGUUCAACCAAAUUGGAGCCGGUCUGCAAGGAGUGAUCUUCGAACAGGUUGGACAGCCUCUGGUGUUAAAGAAAGAGUGUCCAGGCAAUGAUACCAAACCCUCGAACCUAAAGCAUGAAUAUGAAAUGCAUUGUGCUGUCUCCUCGACAUUUGAACUCUACGGUCAGUUGACUCACGAAAAAAUCCAAGUCCCCCGACCGAUGGAAUUCAUUUCGAAGAUUGGCAACGACGCACUCUGGGACAGCCUUCUUCCAAAGUUUCCGAUGGCCUAUUGUGCUCGCGGAGACAGUGUCAAGAUGGAAAGAAUUCUUCCUCUUCCAAAAGUUGUCAGAAGGGCCCUGAUUACUCGCUUCUCCAACCGCGAAAAGCCCCUUACUGCCGACGUAAUUAAUGAUAUUCUUGCCGAUCCCGAGAACAAGCACUGCCUUGCACGCCUCUACUUGGGUAAGGCGAAUGGGCCGAUGAGUCAAGGGCGUUUGUCGCUAAGGAACUUUCCUCUCUACCUACAGUCGAAGGAAGAUCUCCACAUAGGCGUGAGAGAGAUAGCGGACGCCAUAGGAAGAGCAUACGCGAUGAUGCACUGGGGAGCCUCGGUCACCGGCGACGAUGUAGAAUUUGUGCUUGGAACCUCGGCUGUGCAGGGUGAGAGAGUGGAGGCGGCACUACCAGACUUUCAACGCCGAGUGAUUAGUAUUUAUCUCCUUGACUUCGGCCACUGCGAGGCGGUAGACCUAACGGAGGAUCCAGAAGUCGUGUACCAGGCAUUUAAAGCGGCUAUGGUCUUAGGGGACAAUCAGCUUUUCAUCCCUCACUUUUCUAAGACCCCAGCACUGUUUGCAGAAUUCAAGAAGAGAUACACAGACGCCGGUAGUAUCAUUCUGGCGCAAAAGGGCUUGGGAAACAAAUUUUGUAUGGCAGACUUCAUGCUGGAGUACGAGGAGUACGCCGAGGACUUGCUGUAA